UUCACUGCAAAUGGUUUAACAGUUGUAUCAUGCUGAAUUAUUUCGUUUUUAGCAACUCUUACAAUAUUAAGCUGAUGAAUGAUCAAGAAAUAUGGCAAUAGUUGGUGAUUCUUUAUAUGACAACAAAAAUCGAGCUAAAAAAAUAUUUAUGAAAUGGUUCUAAGGAUUGCAUUCCUCCAAUGUGUUAAAAGACAAAUGGGAUGGGUUUCGUGUCCUUGGAAAUCCACUUUGCAAGGUUUUCCUUCGUAUAUGGUUCUUGAUUCUUGAAAAGUUGGUAAUGGGACGUUGACUCAAUUUGGGAUAAGACUUUAUUUGAAUGAUAGAUUAUCAAAUAAUCUCACAACUCUAUUAGCUUCUCUUAUCAGUAACAUCAUUCUUUCCAGGUUUUAGAUACUCAGAUAUGGAUAGGUUCCUCUACGUUUUUCACUCGUAAAUCCUUUUCUCCUAACUCAAUUAUAUGCAACCACUCACGAGCCUUCCUUUGGCUUUGGUAUCUUUUUCCUUGAAAGUGAAGUUCCGUCUAAAAUCAAGUAACUUGGGAGACCUUACAACACCAACCUGUUACAACGGAGAAGACCAAAAUCUAUAUUUUCAGAUUCAUGCAUCAUAUGCAAGAAGAACAGUGAGGUCCACAGUCAAUUAUUUCUGCUUUGCACUUUUGCCAGAGGACUAAAUUCAGUUGAGAUGAAUUCAUCCACUCCACAGUCCGAUGACCUCCUUAAUCAAGCACCUCGUUUGAGCUCUAUGAAUGAUGUCGGAAAGGCAAAAAGUGUGGCGUCAGAUCCUCAGUUUGAGAAACGGUUGCAAGCAGUAAAAAGGUUGGCACUAAAGCAGAAAAAAGCAGAGGAAGAGAAAGCAUACGGAGCAAUUGACUAUGAUGCUCCGGUUGAGUCCGAAAGUACUACAAUCGGACUGGGUACCAAGAUUGGAGUUGGAGCAGCUGUUAUUGUAUUUGGACUUGUAUUUGCACUUGGUGACUUUCUUCCUUCUGGAAGUGUUAGUCCCACUGAGGAGAUUGCCAGCACUGAUAAGAGAAUUGCUGAAGAUGAGAAAGCUAACCUCCUGAAGACGCUUCAGCAAAUUGAGGCAACACUGGCUUCAUCACCAGAGGAUUCAGUCUCCCUUGAAGGAGCUGCUGUGACCUUAGCACAACUGGGGGAGUACAAUCGAGCCUCUUCCCUUCUUGAGGAUUUGAUUAAGAAGAAACCGAAUGACCCUGAUGUCUACCGUUUGCUUGGAGAAGUCAAAUAUGAACUGAAGGAUUAUGAAGGAAGUGCUGCUGCUUUUAGGAUGUCUGCCAUGGUCUCCGGAACUAUUGAUUUUGAAGUUCUACGUGGCCUUACAAAUGCACUGAUAGCUGCAAAGAAACCAGAUGAGGCUGUUCAAAUGCUUUUGGCAUCUCGCAAACGUCUAAAUGAAGAAAAAACUAUCGGUAGCAGUGAUGGAACCGAGAAGAGUGCAGUGAAAUCAAAGUCAGAUGAUGACCCAAUUCAAGUUGACCUGCUUCUUGGAAAAUCAUACUCAGAAUGGGGCCGUGUCAGCGAUGCGGUGUCUGUAUAUAAUCAACUCAUUUCUACCUAUCCUGAUGACUUUAGGGGUUACUUAGCAAAGGGUAUUAUUUUGAAAGAGAACGGAAAUGUUGGUGAUGCUGAGAGAAUGUUUAUACAAGCAAGAUUCUUUGCACCAGAGAAUGCGAAGGCGCUUGUUGAUAAGUAUUCAAAGUGAUUACCGUUGAAUUGACCUUUGAUAUCCUGGCUGUUGGACUAUUUGAGAUGGCUCGAACAGUAGCUUGAAUUGUCCAACACCAGAGAAAGGUUAGUAGGCCAAGAAUUUGUGAACUGUGAGAUUCUUCGGCAACUGAGAAGUAGUAACUGGAUGGCAGUUUUCGCAUCUGCUUCAGUAAUUGCUGGGUACGCUACUGGAAUUGUAUAUUCAAGAUGUACUACUUGUGUACACAUAGGACAUUUCUGUUUGAAUAAUGUGGACGAUGAUCGAAAGGCUCUGUUUGACAUUCGGUGUUCACUGAGCCAAAAUCCUGCGGGGAUCCAAUGAAGGAAACAGAGCCAUCUACCCAAUCAGAUUGAAUUAAGGGAAAGCAGUAAUAGAAAGCAUUACCUGUUUGGCUUGGCAUACCCGUAUCAUCGAUCAAGAAUAAGCUGGUCAAUGACUAGUGUGCAGUAUGGUUAACCUAUAAGCCUCGAAGUUAUCUGGGCGUGGACAGAUAACUAUUCAAUAAUUUCCUUUAACUACUUUAUUAUAUAUAUACUAUUCUGUUUCAAUUGCAGAGCCAUUUGGGAACUGCCAUUGGUAGCUUGAUACCAAAAAUAAUGCAAUUUAAUUCUUUUAUUGAGCGCUAUCUGAUGAUUUUGGGAAUGGAUAGUUGAUGUGAUCGGAUCAUAUCCAUAAUUUGACGAAUUAUACUCUCUUAGCACGCAUUUAUGCGGAUUGUACGUGAUUGCUGUGUGCCUCAUUGACAACCAAGGAGUUGGACUUUGUGCUCU
Molecule: messenger RNA, 2501 nt
Organism: Nicotiana attenuata
Lineage: Eukaryota; Viridiplantae; Streptophyta; Magnoliopsida; Solanales; Solanaceae
Exons: 15
Coding region: 685-1725 (346 amino acids)
Molecular function (GO): protein binding
Source: RefSeq, a predicted model, not a curated record